AUGAUGCUAUUGAUGCUGCCGCAAACAGGCGAGCUGGUCAUCUGCCAGGGGCACGCCGAUGACGAUGGAGACUUGGACGAGGAUGGCGAGGUAACAGCAGUGGAAGAGGAUGAGGAAGAGGUUAGCGAGGCUCUAUCUGCGUUGCUGGACCGCGACGACGAGGUGCUUGCGCGACGAAAGGAUGUCCGCAGGCUGAGGGUGGAGAAGCGGGAUGCGAUGGCGUGGAAGCGUGAUGAGUGCAUUUUGUCGGCGUAG
Thermochaetoides thermophila DSM 1495 is the source of this 255-nucleotide messenger RNA. RefSeq lists its product as uncharacterized. The record is from RefSeq and is a predicted model, not a curated record. The coding region runs from base 1 to 255 and encodes 84 amino acids. The transcript is spliced from 2 exons. NCBI's taxonomy places the organism in Eukaryota, Fungi, Ascomycota, Sordariomycetes, Sordariales, Chaetomiaceae.